Molecule: messenger RNA, 5627 nt
Organism: Conger conger (European conger)
Lineage: Eukaryota; Metazoa; Chordata; Actinopteri; Anguilliformes; Congridae
Gene: cd248a
Product: CD248 molecule, endosialin a
Exons: 1
Coding region: 219-3272 (1017 amino acids)
Biological process (GO): cell migration
Cellular component (GO): extracellular matrix; external side of plasma membrane
Molecular function (GO): extracellular matrix binding; extracellular matrix protein binding; calcium ion binding
Source: RefSeq, a predicted model, not a curated record
CAGUAGCAGGGAAGGAGGAAGAAGGAGAGAGAGAAAGAGAGACAGAGUUAAUUUAACAAAGGGACUAAAAAGUUAAGAGAAAACUUUGGAGGAAUUUCAGGCUGAGGAGUCAGGGGGAAAGACAAAAAGGACACUGUCUGACUGAAAAGUGAGCAGGCACAGAGUCGAGAGAGAGAGAGAGAGAGGCGGUUCAGAAGAGAGCUGGCUGGAUUUGUACGAUGGGCUCUGUGGUGCUCCUCUGUGUCCUUCUCUCGGCUCUUCAUGCCCUGUGGACCCCCGGGGUACGGAGCCAGAGCCUGCCGGAGAGGAACGGCCUCUGCGGCGAGGACGGCUGCUUCGUGGUCUACUUCCAGCGCAAGACCUUCCUGGAGGCCUGGCGGAGCUGCAAGGAGAAAGGGGGCAACCUGGCCACGAUGAAGCUGCCGGCGGAGGCCCGGCAGGUCGAGGAGCUGCUGGCGGGCGCAGUGCGGAGGGGGUCCCGGGCGAAGGUGCGGGUGUGGAUCGGGCUCCAGAGGCAGCCGCGGCAGUGCUCGGCCACCCGGCCCUUGAGAGGGUUUUCCUGGACCACGGGCGACCAGGACACCCAGUACACCAACUGGCUGCGGGAGGACUCGCCCAGUACCUGCUCCGCCCCCCGCUGCGUGGUCACGACCCACAGCACGGCCAAUCACGAGGCGCGGGACAACUACAAGUGGCUGGACGGCUCCUGCUCGCUCCCCGUCGACGGCUUCCUGUGCCGAUUCGUCUACGAAAAGGGGAUGUGCCAGCCGAUCCCGGGCGAGGGCGGGCCCGGGCCCGUGAUGUACAACACCCCCUUCCAGCUGCUCAGCGCCCGGUUGACCCACAUCCCCUUCGGCUCCAUGGCCACCGUGCCCUGCCCGGAUGGCCCCAUGGGCGACCAGUCGGUGCUGUGCGUGGCGAAGGAGGACGGGAUGGCGGGGUGGCACCAGGACGGCCCCUUUUGCACUGAGCCCUCGUCAAAGAGCUGGUGCCAGGAGGACAAUGGCGGAUGUGAGCACCUCUGCGUCGAAGCCAACGACCACUAUUACUGCGAAUGCCCCCCGGAAUUCCGGCUGGCGGAGGACAGGCACAGCUGCAUUCCGUUAAACCCCUGCCGCGACGCCCCCUGCGAGCACGACUGUGUCCAGUUGACGGAGGGGUACCGCUGCACAUGCCGGGGCGGGUUCCAGUUGGCCCCCGACGGGAUCGGGUGCGUGGACGAAGACGAGUGCCUGGACUCGCCGUGCGAGCAGGCCUGCGAAAACCGCCACGGGUCCUACACGUGCCACUGCCACCUGGGCUUCUUCCCCUUGCCCGAGGACCCCGCCCGCUGCCAGGAUGUGGACGAGUGCCAGUUCGAGGAGUCCUGCGAGCAGAUGUGCGUUAACUACAUCGGCGGCUUCCAGUGUCACUGCCGGGAGGGCUACGAGCUGCAGCCGGAUUACUCCUCCUGCAGGGCCGUUCCCGACACCGAUAAGUCCCCGACCGCCGCCCCCUCCUUCUCAUGGGUUACCGAUCUUCCAGAAAAUUCCUGGUUCCCACAGCUCCCCGAGGGUCACUGGCCAAGUGAGACCAUACCUCGGGAAUGGCUGACUGAUCGGCCUCAUCUAGAGGGGUUACCGACCGACCUUACAGGGCCCACAGAUGUGCCUGCGGAACAGGAGAGGGAGCCGGUCAACGUGGAGGAGCCAGGAGAAGGGGUCAGAACAGAAGACCGGGAUAGAGCGGACGAACAUGACAGAUGGGAGCAACCGUACAGACCGGAGGAAGAGGGGAGAGAGGAUGAGAAUGACAGACAGCAGAAGCCCUACAGACCAGAGGUAGAGGAUACAGAAGAAGAACAUUACAGACCACAGGAGCCCUACAGACCGGAGGAAGAGGAUAGAGUGGAUGAGAAUGACAGACAGCAGAAGCCCUACAGACCAGAGGAAGAGGAUAGAGAGGAUGGACAUGACAGGCCACAGGAGCCAUACAGACCAGAGGAAGAGGAUAGAAUGGAUGAGAAUGACAGACAGCAGAAGCCCUACAGACCAGAGGUAGAGGAUACAGAAGAAGAACAUUACAGACCACAGGAACCCUACAGACCAGAGGAUGAGGAUAGAAUGGAUGAGAAUGACAGACAGCAGAAGCCCUACAGACCAGAGGUAGAGGAUACAGAAGAAGAACAUUACAGACCACAGGAGCCCUACAGACCAGAGGAAGAGGAUAGAGUGGAUGAGAAUGACAGACAGCAACCCUACAGACCAGAGGUAGAGGAUACAGAAGAAGAACAUUACAGACCACAGGAACCCUACAGACCAGAGGAAGAGGAUAGAGUGGAUGAGAAUGACAGACAGCAACCCUACAGACCAGAGGUAGAGGAUACAGAAGAAGAACAUUACAGACCACAGGAGCCCUACAGACCAGAGGAAGAGGAUAGAGUGGAUGAGAAUGACAGACAGCAACCCUACAGACCAGAGGUAGAGGAUACAGAAGAAGAACAUUACAGACCACAGGAGCCCUACAGACCAGAGGAAGAGGAUAGAGUGGAUGAGAAUGACAGACAGCAACCCUACAAACCAGAGCUAGAGGAUACAGAGGAAAAACAUUACAGACCGCUGGAACCCUACAGACCAGAGGAAGAGGAUGGAGCAGAUGGACAUGAUAGACCACAGGAGCACAACAGACCAGAGGAACAGGAGAGAGAGGAUGACAAUGACAGACAGACAGUUCACAUCUUGCAGGAGAAGGAGGUGCAACAUGAACUUGAAGGGCCUGAUGGGUCAGAUGACAAGGGUGCGCAAAGCUGGGCCCCUCUGGAUCAACUGGCCCUCACAACUUCACCGAGCGCCACCUCCACUCCUGAUUCAUACGAGUAUUCAGAGGAGGGCAUCGACCAAUUGGAGACACCACCUCCUUUGCCCGAGGAAGCCGAACCCUCCUGGGACCCUACCUCUAGUCCCCAGACGGACGGCGUGGUUAUCUCUGAUGAGGGAUAUGGAGAUGGAGACGGAGACAAAGACGGAGACGAAGCAGGCCCAGACCCCCACACUCCAGAGCCCAGCACCGAAGGCCCUCCAGAGAGUGGCAGCAACAAACAGCAGGGCAACAGGUGGCUGCUCAUAGCCCUCCUGGUGCCCCUCUGCAUCUUCCUGGUGGUGAUGGUGGUGCUGGGGAUUGUCUAUUGUACCCGUUGUUCUGCCCGGGCCCGCAGCAAGAACAAUAAAGACUGUUAUCACUGGAUCUCCGGUGCCAAUGACAAAGCAGGCUCCCCUGGAGCUGCCAAGGUAUAGAUAGCCCAGGCCUGGCUGGUGGUGAAGGUUGCUCAGAAAACUGUAUUUUUAAAUUGGGGGGUAGGGGGGGAAGGAGUCCUGGACAGAUCAUCUGCCACUUCAACAUGCAUUGGAAUGUAUUACAGGAGGAUUCCCAGAGAAACCACUGACACUUUUGGUCUUUGGAUGCUUUGUCGUCCGUUGAAACGGCGUUAUUGGGCUAAAAGCGGAGUUGAUAGCUCUUAAAAGUUGUAUUCUGUAAAGUUCUUUAUAGAUUCUCUGCUAACGGCACAUUUAAAUAGGGCCAUUUUCGCUCAGAGAAUAUAAAACGUCAUAAAAAUGUGGCGUCAGUUACAAUGAUUUGAGGACAUCUAAUGUAUCAGUUUACCCCUUUGAGUCUUACUAAAAUUCCAAAUAUUUUUCUAUUGGAUUUUAAGCCUUGUGGCUGUUGCCUUGAUUUCUAUUUUACAGAGAUUAUUUGUAGUCUUGUACAUCUUUCUGAUUGAUGCACUUGUAUUGGAAAAGUGUCCAUACAGUAUAUAAUGCAUAACUUCCUAAAUGUACUGUAUAUAUGUAUGUAUGAGUGUUGGAGAGUGAGUUUGUGAGUGUGUGCAAGAGUGUGUACAGACAUUGUCAUUGAGCCAUGUGUUCUGUGAUUGAACAGAAUGAAAGCCUACAAUGCAUGAUUUUAUGAAGUGUCAUUUGAUGGCUGGUGAUUAGACUGUAAGCCAAAGAAAAAUAAAUUAUACCCCCUAGUUAUCAUUGUGUUUGUAAGGCUUAGGAGAGAAGGAGCUAAUUCCAACCGGACCUGGAAUUUCAUGGUACUUUAGGGACUUCAUUUUAUGGGGUCAGCAGUGAGUCUAAAUGUUAUGUACAAACUUUCAUAGCAUCCUUCUAUUCCCAUGCCCUCAUCGUUGGAGAGAGCUUGCCCUUCUGAUAUGCUGCAGCAGCGCCCCCUAGAAACAUUCAUGUGUUACUGCAAGCUGUGCACAAAACAGGGGGUGAUGCUGUUCAUUGCAUUGGCUCUUGGGAAUUCUUGGGAGUUUGCCUGAGAAGAAUGUAAUUGAGUUGGAUUACUCCCUGAAAUUGUCUCCAAAUAUGCUUAUUUUCUUUUAUGUUUUACAUGAUUUGAGAAAAUGCAAACAAAAACCCUGUUUUUGGUUUCAGUGGCUAUAUCUUCAGUUAGUGUAACCAGAAACAAAGUAAAUACAUUUAUAACAUUGUUACUGAAUGUUUAAUUUAACGUUUGAUGCAUUUAAUUAUAAUUGUAUUUUGUCAUAGCCUACAAUAACAGUGGCUAAAUAAUAUCAUUUCAGCAGAGUAUCAAUGAGCCAUCCCUAAUCUGGAUGAAACUUUCAAAGAGAAAAAAGAAUAUCAAGUAAAAUCAAAGUUGGGGGAUCAGCUGGAACCACGCUGGCCUUACAUUGGUAAUUGCAGAUGUAGAUAUUUUUUAUAUCAGUGUAGAUAUCUUACAGCUAGUACUUCGCAGCAGACUUUACCCUGCAAAAUCUGUAGGGACACUUCGACAGGCCAAAUGUGAUUACUGAUUGCCUUGAUCCACACAUUUGUUAGUUUGUGUACUGUGGAGGACUGAAGAUCAGACAGUUUUGUGUUAAACAAGUAUUGAGGAAUAUCACUGCAAAUGUAAAGUCAAAACUCUCCUUUUCACUGUUUUGUUUUCUAUCUUUUUUUGAAGGGGGUGGGAGGUAUCAGUAUUGCAUUGAAAUAUCAGGUUGUGGUGGGGUCACAGUUUGUCCAAUAUAUUCAAAUUUGUUUCAAAUGUAUUAAAUGUCUAUUGAAAGAACAUGGUACACUUCCCAUUCCUUUGAUUCCUACAAUAAUUCUGCAAUAAACACCACAUGUAAUUACAGUAGCUGCAUGAUGAAAGAAAGUUUUAAUUGUAUUUCAUUGGUGAAAUUGGUGAGCUUAAAUGAGACUGAAGAACUGUAAAUGGUGGACGAAAAACACUUGAGGAAUAAGAGUUGGAAAAAAAGAAGGUGAGACAAAUACGUAAAUAACCAUACAGUUAUCAUGCUAUCAUGGAUUCCGACAGUGAGGUGACAUCUAAUAUUUUGUGUAAUAAUUUAUUUAAAAUGAUUACAAUUUAUCAGGAAAUGCAUUUGUAAACAAGUGACACAGUGGCCCUGCGAUAAGUGUACAGGAAAAGAAUGUCAUUUUCAGAAACCAGCCUUAAUGAUUUGUGAAUACAAUUACAGAAUGCUUCUUCUAUGGUUGCUGCUUGCUUACUGUAUUUGGUGACAUCAGAACUCAAGCAGAUGCUUAAUUAACAUUGAUGAUCACAGGACAACACAAUGAUGAUCUUGGGGGAAUGAUAUUGAAUUCCCCUCAAUAAACUGCUUCAAAUGGUUAUUUUAA